This is a messenger RNA of Suricata suricatta (meerkat), 1102 nucleotides long. It is a transcript of the gene MAFK, whose product is annotated as MAF bZIP transcription factor K. Bases 606 to 1076 code for a protein of 156 amino acids. Gene Ontology annotation, molecular function: RNA polymerase II cis-regulatory region sequence-specific DNA binding; DNA-binding transcription factor activity, RNA polymerase II-specific. The record is from RefSeq and is a predicted model, not a curated record. Gene Ontology annotation, cellular component: nucleus. The transcript is spliced from 3 exons. NCBI's taxonomy places the organism in Eukaryota, Metazoa, Chordata, Mammalia, Carnivora, Herpestidae. Gene Ontology annotation, biological process: regulation of transcription by RNA polymerase II.
GCGGGAACCCGAGACCCCGGACCGCGCACCUGCCGUCAGGUGCCCGACCGCGAACGCGCAGCGCGGGCCGGGGCUCUUCUUUUUCAGGCCCAGGAGCGCGUCCCCGACCCUCGCCCGCCUCAUGCCCGAGCUGGAGGCAGGGGUCCUCCCGGGGGGCGGCGCGGAGGGCGGGCCCGGCGCCCCCUGUCCUGACCUCCCCACCUGCUUCGCCUGAGCCCGCGGAGAUCCGCUGCGAGGCGGGAAGACGGGGGCGAAAAUAAACGGCCACGUGCAGGGGAGCGCGUGGUCGCGCAGGGCCCACCCGGGCACGUCCACCUGGGUGCUUCCGCCGGCUCGCCCGGUGCUGCCCUGCCUGGCGGUGGCUCCCCACCCGAGCUCGGGGAGAGGGGGCGGAAGGGCAAGGAGAAGCGGCCUUGUGACCCAUGUCACGUUCUGUGCAGCUGACCCGCCAGGGGUUCCCCGGAGGGAGGCCCUGAUGUGGAAGCUUUGGGUGGGGAGGGGGAUAGGGCGAACAUGCCCCUUCCCCCGAACCCCGGGAACCGCGUCUCCGUUUCCUCAUCGAUCCAGUUUCCAAACCCUUCUGUUCGGGUGACUGUGCCCAGGUUAUGACGACUAAUCCCAAACCAAACAAGGCAUUAAAGGUCAAGAAGGAGGCGGGCGAGAACGCCCCGGUGCUCAGCGAUGAUGAGCUGGUGUCCAUGUCAGUGCGGGAGCUGAACCAGCACCUGCGAGGCCUCACCAAGGAGGAGGUGGUCCGCCUGAAGCAGCGCCGGCGCACCCUCAAGAACCGCGGCUACGCUGCCAGUUGUCGCAUCAAGCGGGUAACACAGAAGGAGGAGCUGGAGCGGCAGCGGGUGGAGCUGCAGCAGGAGGUGGAGAAGCUGGCCCGUGAAAACAGCAGCAUGAAGCUGGAGCUCGACGCACUGCGCUCCAAGUACGAGGCCCUGCAGACCUUCGCCCGCACCGUGGCCCGUGGGCCCGUCACCCCCACCAAGGUGGCCACCACCAGUGUCAUCACCAUAGUCAAGUCCGCCGACAUCUCCUCCACCUCCGUGCCCUUCUCCGCCGCCUCCUAGUGGCUGGCCGCGGGGGCGGGGGGGCG